GAUAGGGACAGUAAGGAACCCUGACGGCCGCCUGACCCACCUGCACAGUACAACUGUACAAGACGUGGCGUGACUUCACUUCCAGUCUCUAGCGCUGUUUUCGUGUUUGCUACCGCCGCGGCUUCUGCUUCUCCCCUCCCUAGGGCGGGCGUGAAUACGUGAUCCAUCAUCUCCAUCUCCGUCUGCUGUGGUGUGCUGGUUUGAGAGACUCGACGGCUGGCGAGACGAGACUGAAGGGCACAAAUCUCUCCGCCAUCUGUUAGAUUCCAUCGUAUCCCCCACGUCUUGGCGUCGCUUCGUCGGCUGCGACCUGCGAGAAGCCGGUGCCGCCGCGCCGGUGGACGAAGACGAUCAAGGAUUAGGAACGGCAAGGUCCCUUGCGAUCCGAUCCAAUUCUUCAUUCUUCGAUUCCUUCCUUGGGCGGGCGGCUCCCCUCAGCUUCCUUCCACAUGGCUCGUCGCCCGCCGCCGUCACCCCCUCCCCCGGCGCAAGGGAACGGGAGUGGGAGCGGGAGCCUCACCACCAGAGACGCCCUCGCCUAUCUCAAGGCCGUCAAGGACAAGUUCCAGGAAAAGCGCCACACGUACGAGCAGUUCAUCCAGGUCAUGCGUGAUUUCAAGAGCGACAGGCUCGACAGCACCGGCGUGAUCGCCCGUGUCAAGACCAUCUUCCACGGCUACCCGGACCUAAUCCUCGGAUUCAACGCCUUCCUGCCCAAGGAGCAUGCCAUCAGGCCUCUGGACCUCCGCGAGGACAAGAAGCCCGUCGAUUAUCCCAGGGCCAUCAGCCUUGUCAACAGGAUUAAGAGCCGAUUCCAGCAGGAGGAACAUGUCUACAAGUCAUUCCUGGGGAUCCUCAAUAAGUACCGCAUGCAUAACAAGCCCAUCCAAGAUGUUUACAACGAGGUCACCGCACUGUUACAUGGCCAUCCAGAUUUACUCGAGGAGUUCAGUCAUUUUUUGCCUGAUACGCCCAUGCCUCCUCCGCAGGCAGGCACUACUACUAAAGUUAGGCAUGAUGACAAUAAUGCUAUAAUGCAUUCUGUCACGAGAGCUCAGACAGUCCAGGUGAAUCAACAAAUUAUAGAAUCACCCGUGUUCAAUUCCAAAUCUCAGACAGUCCAGAGGGGGAGAGAUUUUCCAUCAACUGCUGAUUGGGACACCAGUGCUGAUCGCCUUGAUCUUGAGCAUGAUAUUCAAAAAAGUUGUAUUGAGAAGGAGAAAAUUCGUGAUGCCUGCCCACGUCAGCAUAGAAGAGGUUAUAAAAGGAAUGAGAAGAAUGACGAGUAUGAAAAUGAAGAUUUGGAUGUGGAGCAAUGCGGUCACAAAUCACAAAGAAAGAUGGAGGGUACUGGUGAUGAUACACCAGGGGAUGCUACAUUGUCCUCAUUCAAUUGUUCACACGCACAAGAGUUUCAAUUUUGUGAGAAACUAAAGGCACAUCUAGAGCCUGAAGCUUACCAAGAGUUCUUGAAAUGCCUUCACAUAUACAACCAAGAUAUUAUUACAAGAAAUGAACUAAAAAGAUUGGUAAAGGAUAUACUUCAACAUUACCCAGAUCUUGUGAAUGGAUUCAAUGACUUCUUGGGUCACUGUGAAAAUAUAGAUGGUUUUUUGGAAGGAACCUUCAAUAAAAGGCAAACAUCGCGGAUGGUUAGACCUGUGGAAAAAGAGAGAUACAAGGAGAACGAGGGGGAUAGCGAUCCUGAGAAAGAGAGAUACAAGGAAAGCAAAAAUUCUGAAAGAGUAUUGACCUUCAAUUCUAAGGAAGGAGCAGCUCAUGAAGCUAGUACAUUCCCUAGCAAAGAGAAGUAUAACUUAUGCAAACCAAUAUCAGAGCUUGAUCUAUCAAAUUGUCAGCGGUGCACUCCAAGUUACCGACUUUUGCCUAAAAAUUAUCCAGUACCUUCUGCAAGCAACAGGACUGACACUGAAGCUUCCGUGCUGAAUGAUCGCUGGGUAUCGGUGACCUCAGGAAGUGAAGAUUAUUCAUUUAAGCAUAUGCGCAAAAAUCAGUAUGAAGAAAGCUUGUUUAGAUGUGAAGAUGACAUGUUUGAGCUGGACAUGCUGUUGGAAUCUGUUACUGUUGCAAUUGAGCGUGUUGAGAAGUUGGUGGAAAGGAUGGAAGGCAAUUCACUGAAACCAGACAGCUCUAUCUCCCUCGAUGAACAUUUGACUAGUUUGAAUAUGAGGUGCAUUGAGCGGCUAUAUGGUGACCAUGGACUUGAUGUUAUUGAUGUUCUUCGAAAAAAUGUUGGUGUGACAUUACCAGUUAUUUUAACCAGGCUUAAACAAAAGCAGGAGGAGUGGUCAAGGUGCCAGUCAGAUUUUAAUAAAGUUUGGGCUGAGGUAUAUUCAAAAAAUUAUCACAAGUCUCUUGACCAUCGCAGUUUUUAUUUCAAACAACAAGACACAAAGAAUUUGAACACAAAAGCUCUAUUAUCUCAGAUUAAAGAAAUCAGUGAGAAGAAUAGGAAGGGGGAUGAUGUGUUACUUGCUAUUGCUGCUGGGAAUAGGUGGCCACUAGUUGCCAACAUGUCAUUUGUGUAUUUGGAUAUGGACAUUCAUGAAGAUCUUUAUCAGAUCAUCAAAUACUCUUGCGGAGAACUAUGCAAUUCUUCAGAUCAAGUUAACAAAGUGAUGAGGAUCUGGACAACAUUUUUAGAGCCUCUGUUAGGGAUUCAUCAUAGGGCUCAUGGCGCUGAAGAUGCAGAUAUGGUAAAAUCAAAGAGGCGAACUAGAGAAGUUGGUUUGGCAUGUGGCGGGAAAACAAAUAAUGCUGCAGCAAAGGGUGGUAAUGGCUCUAAAAGUGCUGGAGCUGAGUCUGUGGCUGAAUUUAUGGGUAGGAAUGAAACAAUUCCGUCUAUGAAGAGCAUAAAACAUGACAGGAUAACAUCUUUGUAUGGAGUGGGUGUACAUCCAUUUAGUGCAUAUUCGGUGUCCCACAACAAUUUAAGGCCUGAAACAGAAGAGGGUGAAUUAUCUCCUAAUGGUGAUUUCAAAGAGGAACACUUCUGUGUUUUCGAAGAUGAAGCUGUAGAUGGAACUUCUAAACAAAAUGAAGGUUCUACCAGCAGAUCUCCCCAGGGUAGACCUAAGAAUUAUCUCAAGUUUUCAGGCAAGGAUCAUUCAGGUGCAGAAAAUGAAGGUAACAAGAGAGCCCAGAGGUCUGCAGAGGAUAGUGAAAAUGCAUCUGAGGCUGAUGAAGAUAUCUCUGGCAGUGAAUCUGCUGGUGAUGAGGAGUCUUCUCAUGAAGAUCAGGAGGAAGAAGAGGAUGAUAUGGAUCUUGAUACAAAGGCAAAAAAUGACUGCAGAGCAGAGGUAAAUAGGGAGGCACAGGGUUUGGAUGGAGGAACAUCAUUGUCAUUUUCAGAAUGUUUGCAAAGUACAGUUAAACCAAUUUCCAAGUAUGUUUCCACUGCAUUACCAAACCAUGAAAAGAAACUUUCUCACAUAUUUUAUGGAAAUGACUCAUUUUAUGUUCUGUUCAGGCUACAUCAGAUCUUUUAUGAGAGAAUAUUGUCAGCUAAGACAAACUGUUCCACAUCAGACAAUAACUGGAAAGCUUCAAGGCACAUAAAUUCUCCAGAUCAAUAUUCAAGGUUUAUCAGUGCACUAUACAACUUGCUUGAUGGUUCUUCUGACCACACCAAAUUUGAAGAUGACUGCCGCUCCAUCAUUGGGACUCAGUCAUAUGUUCUCUUUACUAUAGAUAAACUGAUAUACAAAAUUGUGAAGCAGCUUCAAGCAUUAGCAUCUGAUGAAAUGGACAACCAGCUUCUCCAGCUUUAUUUAUAUGAAAAGUCGAGGUCUCCUGGGAGCUUCUUUGAUCUGGUUUAUCACGAAAAUGCACGAGCCCUUCUACAUGAUGACAACAUAUACCGUUUUGAAUGUCAUUCUGAUCCUACAGAAUUAACUAUUCAGCUCAUGGAGUAUGGGAAUGAAAAACCUGAGUUGACUGCUGUCUCAUUUGAUCCAACCUUUUCACCGUAUCUUUAUAAUGGUUAUCUGUCAAGUAUUGAUGAUACCAAAUUGGUUGAUGACGUCUUCCUUAGGAGGAAUAAGCGGAAGCAAGGGAGGAAUGAUGACUCCCCUACUUCCUUGAAGAUCAUGGACAAUGUCAUGUUUGCUAAUGGUCUUGAAUGCAAGAUAUCUUGCGAAUCUUCAAAAGUCUCUUAUGUCCUCGAUACUGAGGAUGUCUUAUUUCGUACGAGAAAGAGGAGAAGCUCUAUCUAGUGGAACCAUGCCUGCGCUGCAAAGACAAAUUUUGUGAAAAUUAACACCGUAAAAUCGAUAGUUUCAUUUAUCUCUUCAGACCGUAUAGGGUCUUGUGGUAGAGUUAUGUUAAUUACAAUGGCAUGCACUGGUGGGAUCCUCGUGUUGUUGAUCUGUCACUUCACUGGAAUAUAUUGGUGAUUCUUUGUGUUUUACUCGCUACCAAUUAUAUAUGAGCGUGUAGCAUGGGCGAGUCA
Messenger RNA from Zea mays, 4471 nucleotides. RefSeq names its product paired amphipathic helix protein Sin3-like 4. NCBI's taxonomy places the organism in Eukaryota, Viridiplantae, Streptophyta, Magnoliopsida, Poales, Poaceae. Gene Ontology annotation, cellular component: chromatin; histone deacetylase complex. The record is from RefSeq and is a predicted model, not a curated record. The transcript has 20 exons. Gene Ontology annotation, molecular function: transcription corepressor activity. The coding region runs from base 450 to 4235 and encodes 1261 amino acids. Gene Ontology annotation, biological process: negative regulation of transcription by RNA polymerase II.